AUGCACCGAUACCGACAUUCAGCUGAGCAAAGACUUGCAGACAUUGACUACACACACCUGGCACAGCUAACUCAGCUAAAUGAAAGUAUCAGUUCUGAAGAGGCCCAUAAAAAAUUCAUGAAACUUUAUCAAGAAAUAUUCCUGCAACCUCAGACAUGUUUACCCAGAAUACAACUCAAGACUAGGAUCCAACCUCCAGUGAAGCUAAGAGUAUAUGAGUCCGUCCAAGAGGUCAGCAGACAUCAGCCACAUGGAAACCUGGCUCAGGAAUCACUCAUGAAUCAUGUGAUUAAAGCCCUUAAGAAAUUCCCUAUUGAGAGAUCCCAGUCAGAGCAUCAUAUCAUUUAUGAACUGCUGAAGGGAGUCCACAGUCUGACCUCGCAGCUGGGCUCGCAGGAGCUGAAACAGAUUAGUACCGUCACCACUGCCGAGACCUGGGACCGCGGACAGAUCAUUUUCGGACAUAAUGGAUUUUACCUCGUUCUGAAGGGCUCAGUGAAACCGUUCAACCAUGAAACCCUUAAAGAGGAUCAGACAGUCUCUACGGACAUCCUGGCACAGGAUCAUGAAGUUAAAGUGUCUUUGAUCCAGGGUUGCCAGCUGUACCUUCACUGGCCAAAACUUUCCAUCAACCACCUGGUCGAUGGCAUGCUGCUAAAAACAUUCCCUGCUAAUCAAGUACUGGUGAAGGAGGGAAAGAUCUGUCCAUUUGUGGCCUUCAUUGGACAUGGAGAAUGUAAUAUCCUUCAGGAUGUGGGAUCAUUGAUAAAACCUGUUGAAAAGAAGGGCUGCAGGAUCAGAUUUGUGAUGGUUGGUAAGCUGGGUCCAAAGCAGUCAUUUGGAGAGGUCAGCAUCCUACUGAACCAGCCAUCCCCUUAUACUGUAAUCACUGCCACUGAAGUUCAUGGUGGAAUCAUUCAACCAGAAUGCCUUAAAGGACUGGACUCAGUGACCACUUCUCUUAUACUGCAGACUGUGCAACCAAUGUGUGGAAAGCUCAGUGAGGAGGAAGUCUUGAAGGAGUUCCUGACACAGGAGAGGAUGAAGAAAUGGGAACAUGAGAAGAGGAAGAUACUUUCCGAUGCUCUGUUUUAUAAUGGCGUUCACCCAGGAAGAGGCAAAUGGACUUUUAACAGAGGACCAAGAGGAGUAAUUGUGAAAUCCAAGAAGACCAUAUGA
Molecule: messenger RNA, 1179 nt
Organism: Sinocyclocheilus grahami
Lineage: Eukaryota; Metazoa; Chordata; Actinopteri; Cypriniformes; Cyprinidae
Product: cyclic nucleotide-binding domain-containing protein 1-like
Exons: 12
Coding region: 1-1179 (392 amino acids)
Source: RefSeq, a predicted model, not a curated record